This is a messenger RNA of Penicillium riverlandense, 1431 nucleotides long. RefSeq names its product sugar transporter. The transcript has 6 exons. The record is from RefSeq and is a predicted model, not a curated record. Bases 1 to 1431 code for a protein of 476 amino acids. Gene Ontology annotation, molecular function: carbohydrate:proton symporter activity. NCBI's taxonomy places the organism in Eukaryota, Fungi, Ascomycota, Eurotiomycetes, Eurotiales, Aspergillaceae. Gene Ontology annotation, cellular component: membrane. Gene Ontology annotation, biological process: transmembrane transport; carbohydrate transport.
AUGGAUGCCUUUGACAGAGACUUUGGUGUAUGCGAUGCUAAGGGCGUAUGUGCUCUCGAGCCAUACUAUCUUUCUCUCUUGAACGGGCUGGUUUAUAUUGGGUUCGCUGCCGGUGCUUGGAUCGGAAGUUUUAUCAGCUCUCUCUAUGGACGCCGUAUGACAAUCUUCUGCAUGUCCAUCUGGGCUCUGGUUACCGCAACGAUCCUACUCACAUCCGGAGUCAGCCACAACAAAUGGCAGCUUCUUGCUGGCCGUAUCCUAAACUAUGUCUAUAUUGGAAUGGAGCUUAGCUCCGUCCCAGUGUAUCAAUCUGAAGUGGUCCCAGCCCCGAUCCGUGGUCUUGCAGUCGGUUCCUACCAGUUAUCGCUGGGCAUUGGCGGUCUUAUCGUCAACUCCAUUUGUCGAGGGACCAGCGAAAUCAAUGAUGAUAGGUCUUGGAUGAUUCCCUACGGGCUUUACUACGUUAUUCCAACGUUGGUUGCCAGCUGCAUAUGGUUUAUACCAGAGUCUCCGAGAUGGCUCCUCAUGAAGGACAGAGAUGAUGAAGCCUUGGAAUCUUUGAUCACGCUUCGAGGCAGAGACAAUCAAAUAUCUCCGGAGGAAGAACUUGAACUAAUCCGACUAUCUUUGCGAGAGGAGGCCGAUCAAGGAACAUACAGUGAUCUAUUCAAAGGUUACAAUCGCCGUCGAACUUUCAUAGUAAUCGGCAUAGGCUUCUUCUUUCAAGCAACCGGCAAUUCAUUCAGCGGUCAUUAUUCGGCGGUUUUUGUCAAAUCUCUCGGCACAAUUAACCCGUUUAAUGUGACUGUUGCCCAGACCGCAAUCAACACCGUGACUGCACUUGUCGGAAUCCUGCUGGUGGAUCGCAUAGGACGGCGAAGAAUCUGGAUCGUUGGCUCUUUCUUUAUGCUCGUGUUCAUGAUGGCCACCGGAGGCCUGGGAAUUCACACGCCCGUCUCCUACUCGGCGAGCCAGGGAAUCGUAGCCACGAUGCUCCUCUAUCAGGCGACAUAUGCUGCUAGUGUCGGACCCCUAUACUAUACACUUAUUACCGAAAUCCCCGCGUCUCGUCUUCGAGAUAAGACCGUUCGCCUCGGAGCUACUGCCAAUAUUGUUACAAUUUUCAUCGUAUCGUUUACUCUGCCGUACCUCCAGGACGCUCCAUAUGCUGAUUUGGGAAGCAAAGUCGGAUUUAUUUAUGGUUCAAUGUCUUUCCUUGCCAUGGUGUUUGGAUUCAUCUGCAUUCCUGAGCUGAAAAACCGAAGUCUGGAAGAAGUUGAGAGAAUGUUCGAGACGGGUGUUUCUCUCCGUAACUUCGAGGAUUACCAAGAGGAUCCAACCAGGCUGCAGAAUGUUGCGGCCAAGCUCAAUUCCUUGAAUGGGCCCGAGCCAACCGGAAAAGGACCUGCUGAGCGAGCAGAUGCAGUUUGA